Xyrauchen texanus (razorback sucker) is the source of this 3210-nucleotide messenger RNA. RefSeq names its product phosphatidylinositol glycan anchor biosynthesis, class T (gene pigt). The transcript has 12 exons. The record is from RefSeq and is a predicted model, not a curated record. NCBI's taxonomy places the organism in Eukaryota, Metazoa, Chordata, Actinopteri, Cypriniformes, Catostomidae. Gene Ontology annotation, biological process: attachment of GPI anchor to protein. The coding region runs from base 53 to 1963 and encodes 636 amino acids. Gene Ontology annotation, cellular component: GPI-anchor transamidase complex.
CAUCCCCGCUCUCAUUGACCGAAUCCGCCACUUGCAGGAAGUAGUAGCAAAAAUGGCAGCGAACAGGGUCGGUUUGUUUCUUGUAUUUAUUUUGUUUUUAUUUAGCUUUUUAGUUCAACCCAGUAGCGGUGAUACUCUUGAAAGUACAGCUGAUAAUACAGAAAAAGAACAUAGCGUUUCAGGCGCGUUGCGAGAGGUUAAGGCCGGUGGAGAUGAUCUAAAUGAAAGGCAGUGGCAGUCGACUGAUGUUGGGAUGGACGAAGGCGAUGUCACGAAAGACAAUGAAUUCUUUAGGCCAGCAACGGCGAAAGAUCAGUUUCAGGAGGAGCUGGUGAUCCGGCCCCUUCACUCCGGAGAUAUCUAUGCCAGCUUCCAGUUCCGCACACUAUGGGACACAGAUUUUCUACAAGAGGGAAAGAAAGUUUCCCAUUACCGGCUCUUCCCUAAAUCCCUUGGUCAAGUGCUCUCGAAGUUUUCUGUGCAGGAGCUGCACAUCUCCUUUACCCAGGGUUUCUGGAGAACGAUGCAGUGGGGACAGCCCUUCAUCCCCUCUCCACCUGGAGCAGAGCUUUGGGUGUGGUUCCAUCAUACAGUCUCUGAUGUGGAUGGAAACUGGAAGGAACUUACCAAUGUGCUCUCUGGAAUCUUCUGUGCAUCUCUGAACUUUAUUGACUCCACAAACACAGUACAGCCCAGUGCGUCUUUUAAACCACUGGGGGUGGGUAAUGCUUCAGAUCACCGUUUCUUGCGUUACGCAACUUUACCACGUGAAAUAGUCUGCACUGAGAACCUGACCCCCUGGAAGAAGCUUCUCCCUUGUGGGUCUAAGGCAGGUCUAGCCGUGCUGAUGAAGUCAGAGAAGCUGUUUCACAGCAGUUUUCACUCUCAGUCUGUUCACAUCAGACCUGUCUGUCAGGAUGUGCAGUGCACAAAUACAGCAUGGGAGCUGAGACAAAAUCUCAAUGUGGUGUUUGAUCUCUACACUUCAGGCCAAGGCAAAAAGGAAUGGUCACUUUUUAAAAUGUUCUCUCGAACCCUGACAGAGGCCUGCCCUCUUGCUUCCUCAAGUAAAGUCUAUGUGGAUAUAACAGACAACCCUGAGGGGGAGAUGUUUGAUCUGAGCCCUGCCACUCCUCUCCUUAGCCAAGCUGUGGUGCUGGGUGAUCGCAGAACAUAUUCAGUAUAUGACCUAACCAAAGCAGAAACAUUUGGGCAGACACGUUCUCUUAAUCUCCUACUGCGCUGGAAAGAAGACAGCGGUGAUAUGCUGCGCCCUCUGCUGCAUGCAGAGCGCUAUGUGGCCGGGUUUGGGCUGCAGACAGGGGAAAUCCACACGGUCAUCUAUAAUAAUCACCCAUAUAGAGCUUUUCCAGUACUGCUUCUGGAUUCAGUGCCCUGGUACCUUCGAAUGUACAUUCACACCCUGAAAGUCACCAGCAAAUUCCGUGAUAACAAGCCAAGCUACACUCACUACCAGCCCUCUAAAGACCGCCAGCGUCCUCAUCUACUGGAGAUGCUGAUCCAGUUACCGCCUCACUCUAUGACAGAGGUCACUGUACAGUUUGAGAGGGCCCUGCUCAAAUGGACUGAGUACACCCCUGAUCCCAACCAUGGCUUCUACGUUGGAUCCUCUGUGAUCAGCGCCCUUGUGCCAAGUAUGGUUGCAAUGGACACCAACUUCACACAACAGCAACCAUUGUUUAGCAGUUUCUUCCCAGUCAAAGAGGAGUCUAGCUACUUCAUGCGAGUGUAUACCGAACCCCUCCUGGUAAAUCUACCUACUCCUGAUUUCAGUAUGCCCUACAACGUCAUCUGCCUCACCUGCACAGUGGUCGCAGUGGGCUAUGGCUCCUUUUACAAUUUACUGACCCGCACAUUCCAGGUGGAUGAACCAAGCCCACCGCUGGCAAAACGAUUGGCCAACAUCAUUCGUCGCAUAAGAGGAGUGCCACUGCUGAUCUAAAAACUGCCAAGAACAUAACUGAGGCUUAAAACGUCCAUAUUAGGCAGCUGAAAGUAUUGAAACUCUAAAACAACAGCUGCCAAAAUUUUAAGAUGCUUUUUGCCCAUGGUAGGAGUUGAAGCCAAAUGACUGGUCUAAACAUUUGGAACAAAUGAGCUGCCUACCAAGACAGAUAGAUUAGCCUCAUUUUUUUAUGCUUUUCUUUGCAUGUUUUCAGUCACGUCAGCAAAAAAAGUUUAGUCUGUUGUUUUUAGAAAACCAUGGCUUGCAGUCAGUUGAAGAUUUCUCAAAGGAACAGCUGACAAUGCAUGGUUGAGAUUCCUCCAGCAUAGUUUGGACAUCUGGGAGAAAUCUAAACGCCAAAGCGUAAUGUUAAAUUAUCCCAAUUUACACAACCCUUUGUGAGCGUGACCAAGCCUUGGAAGCUUAGACACUACAACACAUGUAACUACUGAAAAUGGAAAUUAUAUUUUCCACAAGCUGUAAUGCACUGAUAUAUAAAUAGAUUUGUUUUGAAUAAGUUUUUCAGUGUUUGUUGUUCUUUCCCCCUAUAUUUAGCAUCAGUUUGACCAUGUAAUGACCAUGUAAAUAUAUAAUUAAUUAAACUGAAUGGAAUCCAACAGUUUGUGCUGAGAACAGUUUGUACAUGUGGUGGAGCUCCUAGAGCAGCAUUUUAUCGUUCAUGCCUCAAGGGAUUUUGAAAGGAAUGUAUUUAAUUUUUUUUCUGAAGGGGUUUGGGAAACUAUUUGGCAGCAGUUGUCCCUCUCAGCUGUACCAGUCAGAUUGAAUUAUGUGAAUGAACCUCUGCAUUGGCUGACUCUAUACAACAAUACUGUGUUUUUUGACUAAUUUAUAGCUAGUGCAAUACACAGAUGCCGAUAAUUUGAAUAAAUAAUUAACCCAUUGUUCCUUAAACAUUCAGACCAAGUACCACACCUGAUCAAAUCAAAUAAUAGUAUCACCAGUUUAGCUAUUUGUUCCCCAAGCUGCUGAUAUACAUAAGUAUAAUGAGUACAUGUUGGAGUGAUUAGAUGCAUUAAAAUUGUAAAUACAUCAGAAAUUGUAAAACAAAACUACCACAGUUUGAGAACUGAAUGUUAAAGGAAUAUAAUGGAUACAAUACAAGUUCAACUUAAUUGACAGCAUUUGUGGUAUAAUAUUGAUUACCACAAAAACAUUUUUUGACUUAAACAAAACAUUUUGGGUUAUAGUGUGGCAGUUACAACAGAAGUGAAUAGUGGCAUAUC